ACAGAGCCGGUUGGAGAGGAGAGCAUCUCCGACGCAGAGAAGGUGGCUAUGGAGCUCAAGGACCCCAACCGCCCCCGGUUCACCCUGCAGGAGCUGCGGGACGUGCUGCACGAGAGGAACGAGCUCAAGUCCAAGGUGUUCUUACUGCAGGAGGAGCUGGCUUACUACAAGAGUGAAGAAAUGGAAGAGGAAAAUCGAAUACCCCAACCCCCACCCAUUGCCCACCCGAGGACGUCCCCCCAGCCGGAGUCGGGCAUCAAGCGACUGUAAGUGAUGCGCUGCCGGCUUCUGCGCUCGGCUGACCU
Messenger RNA from Piliocolobus tephrosceles (Ugandan red Colobus), 305 nucleotides. Its product is annotated as RILP-like protein 1. Gene Ontology annotation, cellular component: ciliary basal body; cytoplasm. Lineage: Eukaryota; Metazoa; Chordata; Mammalia; Primates; Cercopithecidae. The record is from RefSeq and is a predicted model, not a curated record. Gene Ontology annotation, molecular function: dynein light intermediate chain binding; protein dimerization activity; small GTPase binding. Gene Ontology annotation, biological process: cilium assembly. The transcript has 2 exons. The annotation marks the transcript as partial.